Cladocopium goreaui is the source of this 3201-nucleotide messenger RNA. Lineage: Eukaryota; Dinophyceae; Suessiales; Symbiodiniaceae. The record is from the annotation of a GenBank genome assembly.
AUGUCUUUGGGGGUUGGCCCAACCGCAGCCUUGGAAGCAGUGGGUGGAACACCAAGCAGAUGGCUUCGUGCUCGACAGAAGAUGAAGUACACAGCGAAGGAGGAGUUCACCACACCAGCCGAAGAGAAGCAGAUCAACAGUCUGUACACAGACUUGUGCAGCAGAGAUGACGAGGUGCGAGAAAAAGCAGCUGAGUCGCUAGCUUCGUUGUGCAAAGGUGAUCGCUUGGCAAAGGCCUUGGCAAAGAAUCUGACGCCCAUGCUGCAUGGUUUGAAAGCUGGUGAAUCUGGACCUGUGAAGUUGGCCAUCCUUGGAGCCUUACGAUCGAUCACGGAGAAGGGUCAUGCCAUAUCCGUGGCUACGCAUGCCUAUGCCCUGCUGCCGUGUUUGAAGGACGAGAACGUCUUGGUCCAAAGGAAGGUCUCAGCCUUGUAUCGAGUGCUGGCAGAAGAGGGGGCCGCUGCGAUGGUGGCCCGAGACGUUACCAGCAUCAUGCUGUGCUUUGAGGUAACACAGGCCAAUGGUGUUUCUCUGAUGGCACCACUAGAAGCCCUUAGUGCCAUUGCUGGUGCGGGAGGAGGAACUGCUGUAGCGAGGGUGGUCGAACGACUCCUUGGUGGCUUGAGGGAUCCUCGUCCAAAAAUCAGAACCAGCACCUGCGCCACCUUGGCCGCUAUCGCUCGGGGAGGUGCCAAGGAACUCUUGGGGUCCUUGGGUCUAUCUGCUGAAGCACAGUCAGAUGUGCUCACAUCAGGGACGCUCUUUGAGAUGUUGGUUGUUGUAGCCCUUGACGACAAGGAUGAUGAAGUCCGUUUGACUGCUGCUGAUGCACUUCGCUGUUUGCCAGAGGCUGAUCCAGACACUUGCGAUCAGACGCGUCAAAGAUUUCCCCAGUUGGUGGAGCGGGUGCAAACGUUGCAGAAGACUGGCUCUGCCAAGGGAGAAGCAAUUGAGAUUAUUUCCAGCGCUAUGGGUAUGACCUCUGGUGAGGCCUGCGUUAUUUGUCAAGAGCCACUUCACUUGGACGGCGGACCCCAGACGCAGAUGCUGGAAAAGCUCACAAAGCAGAUGCAGAUUUGUCUUUCUAAGUUGCAGAAUCCUGAACUGGACGAUAAAGCCAAGGAGAGAUACCAGGACAUGAUUACAACCCUGAAGAACCAGAUGUCAAAGAUCGGGUAUGAUGUGGAUGAGCUAGACGACUUGGGCAAGCGCUCCAAGAGGGAGAGCUAUGUCGAAGUCAAGCGUCCAGAUGGCAGCAUCGCAAAGUCGCGCGGCGAACGCACCUUCUAUGGAGCCUUUGAAGGCGGCUUCAGCGCAGGAUAUUGGGGUACGGUAGGGAGCAAAGAAGGUUGGGAACCAGCUUCCUUCAGCUCGAGCCGUAGCAAGCGUCAUGCUGAUGCUGCUCCAAGAGUUGAAGACUACAUGGAUGAGGAGGACCUACGAGAUCACAGAUCGUCGCGCAAGACCAUAGCAGCCCGUGAUGAAUUUGCAUCUCGACAAGUUCAAGCUCGUGGCAUGGGUUCAGCUGCAUUGACAACAGGAAUUUCACAGGAUUUGGAAGAAGAGCUUUUUGGGGCUCAGCGGCUUGGCACGCGCCUUCUGCGUGCAAGCAUCGUUCCUCAGAAUGAGAAUGACUCCUCGACACCUUCAGCCCCAUCCACUGCUCCCAAAGCCAAAAAGUCAUAUGGCUGUGCUCCACCUCCUCCAGGCUACGCUGCAAAGCCGUCAGAGUCAGCGCAGCCCGACGGAGGUGUAGAGUUGCAACAGUGGCCAGGUAAAAAGCUGGCAACGCUUCAUGCUUCUCAAGCUCCUGCCAUUGAGCGACAACUCGAGGCAGAACUGGAACGACUUUGGCAAAGCAAAACUGACCUCCAUGGAAUCGGCUACUUUCUGGGCGGAGGGUCUGGCUGUGGCAGAAUUCCCAGCAACCGCCGACUCUACAUGUCAACAGCUCGAGCCAAAAAUGUGUCAUCUUCUACGAAGGCAAUUGGAUAUUCCCAAUUCGGGACCGGAGUGCUGGAUCAAGAUGAGUACGAUGUUUGGGAAGAGGUCUACGAGCAUGAGACGGACAAGCGGGUGCACUACCAUCCAGCGUUGAAGGAUGAGGACGUGGAGGAAGUACGUCUUGCAGCUCUAGAUGACAUCAGACCCAGGUCCAAAGAGGGUGCCCCAGAAGAAGUCCCUGGCUUUGUCAAAGCUGAGCUGCCAGACAAGGAGACGCGUGAUUUCUCCAGAUGGCAUCCACCACCAGUGCCUCGUGGCUACAAGGGCGUCCAUCUGAUAGAAGUGUCUCCACUGCAGGAAGCCCAAGAAGGGAGCAAAGAACACCAACAACUGUUAGAAUUCCAAGACAAGCAUGGUCAGCAGCGGCUGAUGGAUCCUGCAUUCCGAGCCCAGCUUUUGGGAGAGCAAACUCGUCCCAAAGAGGCCGAAGCAGAAGCAUCAGAAGCCAAGGUAGCUGCACCUCCUGGACCACCAACUGAGGAGGAUCAGCAAAGAUCCAUUCAACGAUCUGCUGAACCUCUGUGGCAAGCUGUACCAGAGCAUCAGAAGCAAAAUUUGCUGAAUGCAUUGGGCAGGAACUUUGUCAUUGGCGCCACCCAGGACAUGGAUGGAAAGGCUGCUCGUCACGAGCCUUUCAAGAAUGACCCAAGCAAGCAAAAGCGCUAUGCAAAGUUCUGCCUUGCCAUGGAAGGCAGGGCGGCUUUUUCGGAGGCGCUGAAGGAGUCGCAUGGCCUCAGCGAGGUUGAACGUGAGACAGAGCUUCAGGAGUUCGGCCGCGUCUACAGAUCCUUCAGGCAGCAGAAUCCAGAUGCAGACAUAGCGAAAGCUUUGGAGGAGAAGGGCUCCGCACAGCCUUCAGCUCCCCUCAUUCGCAGGACAGUCACCCCGUGGGCUCCAGACAAAUUACUGUGCAGGCGGUGGGGUGUGCCUGAGCCGCGGCCAAGUGGCUUUAGUGACCGCCCAGCUGCUGAGCCAAAGAAGCAACAGCGCAAAUACAACGAGCAGGUCAAGGGCAAAGAAACCAAAAAGCCUGCAGAGGUCGCUGCAGCGGCUGAGCAAGCCGGGCGUAAGCCUGUCGCUGAUCCUGCUCCAAAUCUGGCCGUUGCCGAGAGCGGUGAGCUGACACGUCCACCCAAGUCUUUGUUUACAUCCAUUUUCGGAGAUGAUGACGAUUAGCUCCGCCAAGAAAAGAGUGAG